This is a messenger RNA of Castor canadensis (American beaver), 1567 nucleotides long. The record is from RefSeq and is a predicted model, not a curated record. NCBI's taxonomy places the organism in Eukaryota, Metazoa, Chordata, Mammalia, Rodentia, Castoridae.
GAAAUAUUUCCUGUCUGUCCCUGUUAAAAAAAAGUUUGUCAACCACUGGCUGAGUAUCCACUCUGUAAUCAGACUUGAAACUAGUCCAGUAUGGCUUUCCUUGGACUGUUCUCCCUGCUGGUUCUGCAAAGCAUGUCGGUAGGGACCACUUUCCAUGAUGACACCAUUGCUGAGUUGUCAGUGAAUAUGUAUAACCAUCUUCGAGCCACUGGGGAAGAUGAAAAUAUUCUCUUCUCUCCAUUGAGCAUUGCCCUUGCGAUGGGAAUGAUGGAACUUGGGGCUCAAGGAUCUACUCUGAAAGAAAUUCGCCAUUCAAUGGGCUAUGACAGCCUCAAAAAUGGUGAAGAAUUUUCUAUCUUGAAGGACUUUUCUAACAUGGUCACCACUGAAGAGAGUCAGUAUGUGAUGAAAAUUGCCAAUUCCCUCUUUGUGCAGAAUGGAUUUCAUGUCAAUGAAGAGUUUUUGCAAAUGAUGAAAAAAUACUUUAAUGCAAAAGUAAAUAAUGUGGACUUCAGUCAAAAUGUAGCCGUGGCCAAUCACAUUAAUAAGUGGGUGGAAAACAACACAAAUAAUCUGUUGAAAGACUUGGUGUCCCCACAGGAUUUUGAUGCUGCCACUCAUCUGGCCCUCAUCAAUGCUGUCUAUUUCAAGGGAAACUGGAAGUCACAGUUUAGACCUGAGAAUACCAGAACUUUUUCCUUCACUAAAGAUGAUGAAAGUGAAGUCCAAAUUCCAAUGAUGUAUCAACAAGGAGAAUUUUAUUAUGGGGAAUUUAGUGAUGGCUCCAAUGAAGCUGGUGGUAUCUACCAAGUGCUAGAAAUACCAUAUGAGGGAGAUGAGAUAAGCAUGAUGCUGGUACUGUCAAGACAGGAAGUUCCACUGGCCACUCUGGAGCCAUUGGUCAAAGCACAGCUGAUUGAAGAAUGGGCAAACUCUGUGAAGAAGCAAAAAGUAGAAGUAUACCUGCCCAGGUUCACAGUGGAACAGGAACUUGAUUUAAAAGACAUUUUGAAAACUCUUGGAAUAACUGAAAUUUUCAUCAAGAAUGCAAAUUUGACAGGACUGUCAGAUAACAAAGAGAUGUUCCUUUCCAAGGCAAUCCACAAGUCCUUCAUCGAGGUUAAUGAAGAGGGAGCUGAAGCGGCCGCCGCCUCGGGAAUGAUUGCAAUUAGUAGGAUGGCUGUGCUGUAUCCUCAAGUCAUUGUGGACCACCCAUUUUUCUUUCUUAUCAGGAACAGGAAAACUGGUACCAUCUUUUUCGUGGGACGAGUCAUGAAUCCUGAAACAAUGAACACAAGUGGACAUGACUUCGAGGAACUUUAAAUAUUUCAUUUGAGUAACAAGGAAAAUAGUAACAAAGCACAUUAUGUUUGCAACUGGCAUAUAUUUAGGAUUUGUGUUUUACAGUGUAUCUUAAGAUAAUAUUUAAAAUAGGUCCAGAUAGAAACAAUAUAUGUGAAUUGUAAGUCAACCUGUCAAGGAAUGUUAUCAGUAUUAAGGUAAUGGUCCUGUUCUGCUGUUGUGUGUGUUGUGCUGUUGUUUAAAAUAAAAGUAUGUACUGAACAUG